Crotalus tigris (Tiger rattlesnake) is the source of this 3637-nucleotide messenger RNA. It is a transcript of the gene ERICH6, whose product is annotated as glutamate rich 6. The transcript is spliced from 19 exons. The coding region runs from base 246 to 2315 and encodes 689 amino acids. NCBI's taxonomy places the organism in Eukaryota, Metazoa, Chordata, Lepidosauria, Squamata, Viperidae. The record is from RefSeq and is a predicted model, not a curated record.
CCAAACCCGAAGCAUCAAAAUAAUCCACCCGGAAUGAACAUCUAAGUAACGGGUGGAUUUUCUGCACGGCUCGCUCUCCUUCCCUUGAAGUCCCGACGGAAUCGCGUUCUGCGGCGCCGUCUCCCGAGAGACUAGAAUGCAAAACAGUUCGCGUCACAAGACACAGAGAACAGUGGUUCCCCAUGCAGCCCUUGGCCUUUUAAAGGGGCCGUCUGCGAUGCGGCGAGUGAAUCGGGGCGCGGGUUAUGGAAGGAUUUUCUCGAACCUCGGAGAAAAAUCGGGAUGGAGGCAAUGAUCCAGAUAGCAAAGAUACUGGAAAAGGAACUUCUUCUUCUGAAGUUGAUAAUUCUGAUAAUGCACCGGAAGAUAAUGUUACAGUUCCAGAGCAUGAGAGUAGCAAAGUGGAGUUGCAUGAGAUCACAGAAAAGUCACGAGUAGCUACAGGGUUGGAAGAUCAUCCAGGAGGAGUUACAGAUACAAUUCCUAUACCUUCAGCUAGGUCUUCUAAAGAAAUAAAAGUAGGAGAAACUAGUGGUAGUCCAGAUAUGAGAUCAGAUAGAGAUUCUUCAGAGAGAAAAAUAGAGUUGUCUUCCCCAAGUGCCACAGAGACAUCAACAUCAAGCACAGGAAAAACCAAGAGCUUUCCAAGGAUAUUGGGAGGAGUUCGGAGAGAACGUGAAAUCAGCAGAUGUUGGAUACAAUUGCUGAUAUGCCUCAGAGACCCUUCGAAAUAUCUGUCUCAAUGCAGACAGAUGCAAGUUGGAUUCAUGACCACGUCUAUAAGAGAGAGCUAUAUAUUUUUAAAGGAAAAUACACAGAAAACCAGCAUGCUGCUCCUUGUCAGUCUGAAAGAUGACAUAGCUCCCCUUACAGCUCCAAAGGAGACUCAAAAAGAAAUUCCUCCUGAGAAUGAUAUCUAUGCUGUUAUUCCCCAAGAUCUCAGCUGCUUAGACAUUUUAUGCGACACAGAGUUUAGAGAAGACUUCUUAAAACUGUUUCAAGAAUCUCUGCAGACAAUUUCCAGUGUUGGCCCACCUACUAUUCUAGCUUAUAGACCAGAGUCAUCAAGAGCAGAUAUUCACAUUGAGGUCCAGAAGGAAACUCCAGAAACCUGUGAAUUCUGUGGCAGCCCCCUAAUAUACUUCCCUUCAUUUGAAAGUCUGGAACACAUAGCAGAAUGGGGAGAUCUUUUCUGUUGCCAGCAAUGCCGGGAUCUUCAUGAGUUUAUUGUCAGUGAAAAAAAUCGCUAUCCAAAGAAAAUGGAGAUGAUUGAUAUUGCCCCUCAUAAGGCCCACGGAAGUCAAGCUGACCGAGAACGGGCAAAAGAAAGAGCUCGACAAAGGCUCAGAGAGAGACAAAUGGCAAAACAAAUUGCGUUUAUGGCAGUAGAAGCAGAAAAGAGUGCAUUUCCAAUGCAUAUCCCUGAAUACAAUAAACAGCUUAAAACAAUUUCCUUCUUCCUGUCUCAAGAGACACCUUCUUCAGCAAGAAUUUAUCCACCAGUAAUUAAAGAAGCAGAGAUUGUGGACAAUACAUACAGCAUCUCUUGCUGUGAUUUCACUAUUGCAGGUGGAAAGUUAGUGAAAAACCAAUUCAUACAACAGUACUACAAAAAUGGUGUGAAGUUCCUUACCAUGUUUCCGGAUGGCACUGCACAAAUAUUCUAUCCAUCUGGAAAUCUGGCAAUUAUUGUUGUACAGAAAGAUGAAAAUGCAGGAUACAUUUGUAUAGUCCAAGAAGAUAAGUGUGAGAAGCCGGAAAUCCAAGCAGUAUUUGACUCUUGUGGGAAAGGAACGUGUUAUCAUCCAAACCAAAUUGUAUGGAUAAAUAUUACUAUUCGAGGAGGACAUUACUCAGAUCAAGCUGGCAACAAAGUGAAAACAUGGAUUUGGCCCAACAAUCUACAGAAGCACAAUCCCCGUGUAUCGUUUAAACCCAUCUUUCUAUCCUUGAACCUUAAUGUUGGUGUCAGGAUACUAGGGCAAGAUAAAAUUGCCAUUUCUUUUCUUGCAAUGGGAAAACAAGCAAAAAUUAAUGUAGGAACCAAAGUGAAGCCACUUGCUGAACACCUUCCAUGGCCAAAGUAUAUAGCUGAAGAUGACCUUCUGCUCUUCGCCAAUAGACUAAAGAUUCUUCGCAUCUUUGCUAAACUGAAUGGAUAUUUAGACUUUCCUGCCAGUGACUGGUGGACUAAACUGGAGCUCCCUUCAUUUCUUUUGAAACAGACUUCGAAGUUAAUAUAUCUUUGUAAAGAAUGUGAAAUAGACUGUGCUCUAGAUAAGUUAAUAAUGGCAAAACUAAAUUCACCAGUUUGAUCAACAGCCGAUUGUUGAUGUUGCCUGAACAAUGUGUUAAAGUCACUUGUUUAAAAUAUUUAAUAUUUAUUAAUCUGUUGAACUCUAUAAGCAAAUUUAUAUGUAUUUAAUAUUUAUGUAUUCUUAAAAUAUAUAUGGGUAUCUUCAUGAAUGUUCUAUGUAACAGAAAAUAUAAAUUUGAAGCCAACUCCAGUAAGAAAAUUAAAUUAUAUGCCGUAGUAUUCAUAAAACUCUAGAUCCAUUUUGCUAUGAUUAAAAAAAAUCAUAAGAUUUUUAAGGCCAUACUGUUAGACUAACCCACAAAAUUCCUCUGUAGUUUUGAUUUCUCCACACCUCUUUAAGCAAGAUAGUAAAUAAAACACAAUGGGUAGGCUGCGGAAGCGGAUUCUUAAACCACUGGCUUGUAUUUAGUUAUAAUCUGGAUGGAAUUAGACCCUACCAGCCAAUGUCAUGUUUUCAGAUUACAAGUAAGAUUCUGGUAAAAGCUUCUGGAAAAAAGAUUGGUUGUUCCCACUGUCUGAAAUCAAACCAUCCAGUCAUUACUCAGACUCCUGUCAAUCUUUAGGGAGAAAACCUAAUGCAUCUUUUUAAAGUGUAAAAACAAUAAAGGAGAACAAUAUUUUUUUAUAACUAUGCUGUCGUUGAUAAACAACCUUAGUCUUGAUAUAUUAACAAAGCUUUAUCUACUACUUGGAGGAAACUGUUUUCUAGGAUGUAUGUUCCAGGGUCAGAAAAUAAAACUUUCCAUAUACAAUGCUGUUGCUGAUAUUAUCCAAACUGCAGUUAUUAUUGUAAAAAGGAAAAAUUCUUAGUACAGCAGUUAGAUCAUUCCAGAAUCUCAAAAUAGUAACUCGUUCAGGUGCAAUAAAAUUCUUCAUGACUUGUAAUGGUUCUAUUAGCAUAGGUAAAUUCCAUUUAUAUAUAUAUACGCAAUGAUGAAUCCUCAACUUUAUAGAUGAUUUUAUAGAAGCACUUUCUAUUGCUUCUAUUACCAUCAUCCAAUCAAGGCAGUGUUACAAACCAAUUUUAGACAAAAAAAGCUAUGUGUAUUCUUUAUCUUCUGAUCUCUCCCUUUCCUUUUGUGAGCUAAUGAACUAUUGGAAACAAAUGUGUAUAAUAAAUUAUGCCCUCAGAGCAGCAGACAGGAAUUAAAACAAUGUAAUUGAGUAAUAUGGUAAAACAGCAGCAAAAGUGGCAAAACAUAUAAUUAAAAGGUGGAGCUGGGAUAGCUGUUAUUUAUUUUCCAUUUCUUUUCAUCAAAAUAACUGUACCAAGAAAUCUAUAUUAAUAAAGCACUAUAAAUGCACAUUUAUGCAUCAAAA